AUGCCAGACUCACAGGCGUCCGACCUCCCGCACGACCUCCAGCGAGCCAGGCAUCGGCCCAGCCUCGCGCAGGCGAGUCGGCCCGCCGGCAGCGAAGAAGCAGAGCGCCUUCUCGCGGGCACGGCGAGCCUUUCCAAGAAGCCCGUCGCGCGUGCGCUGGAGAAUGAGCUGCGAGACGCCCCGCACACACCAGCGCGCAGCACGACAGCACUCUUGCAUGACGAUUGGACUGAUGGAGUGGCGAGGAACUCCAGUGAAGGUGGCAGCGAGGACGCCAUCCAGUCCCAGCCGUCGGAGUCGCCGACCCUCAUCGAGUACGAGGACAGGGAGGUGAAGCUGACGCAGGAGAGGAAGUGGCUGGAGAGCGACUCCGUGUUCAUGAGGAUACGGCGGGAGGGCAUGCGGCACAAGGGGGCGACCCAGAGGCACGCGGCCCGGAGCGCGUCCGAGUCGGCGCUGUACGACAGCCGCACCCUGUUCGGCAACUACUCGGUGCAGAUGCGCCACUGAGGAACAGGGCAGCGCGAGGCGUGGGGGGGCCUCCCGCCUGUGCGGCCCGCCGCGCGCCGCAGGCCUCGCCGGGCCACCGGCCGGCCCAGAAGCACAGGCCCGACCCCACGGUCACGAUGCUGAAGCGGCUGCAGCAGACCAUGGAGGAUCGGUCUAUGAGGGACCACGAGGACUACAUGAAGCGGUCCGGCCUCUGCGACGACCCCUUCGCCGUGAAGCCGAGGGCGCCCUUGUGCGGCUGCGACGCCUCCGGCUCCUGCAGUCCAGCCAGGGCACAGGCCAGCAGCGACCCCGUGCACAGGGCGAGGUCGGGCGGCAUGCCCGUGAGGCGGGCCUUCUCCGCCGGCACCAGCGUCCGCGCGGGACGCCAGGCUGCGGCGCAGUGAGCGGCGCGGGCGCGGGCGCGGGCGUGCUGCACGGGCUGCAGGGAGGCUGAGGUGAAAAUCCACUCAAGAAUCCUGGUAUUGGAAUCGCGGGCUGUAGGCUCGCUUUCACGGCGUCGCAAAGCGACGCGCCGUAGCUCUGGGCAACGUCUUUGGUUGCACAUCGGCCCUGGUUUCAGGCAGUCGC
Molecule: messenger RNA, 1080 nt
Organism: Prorocentrum cordatum
Lineage: Eukaryota; Dinophyceae; Prorocentrales; Prorocentraceae
Source: the annotation of a GenBank genome assembly